Messenger RNA from Varroa destructor (honeybee mite), 9373 nucleotides. Its product is annotated as calcitonin gene-related peptide type 1 receptor-like. Gene Ontology annotation, biological process: cell surface receptor signaling pathway; adenylate cyclase-modulating G protein-coupled receptor signaling pathway. Lineage: Eukaryota; Metazoa; Arthropoda; Arachnida; Mesostigmata; Varroidae. Gene Ontology annotation, cellular component: plasma membrane. The record is from RefSeq and is a predicted model, not a curated record. Gene Ontology annotation, molecular function: G protein-coupled peptide receptor activity.
CUUACUUGAUUUCCAGUACUUUGUCAUAGAAAAAAUUACAUUUAUGGUUUACAGCAUUUUCAUUCGGCUCUAAUGACGUAGGGACACCGUAUGCAACGGCAGGAAACUCUAAGACACUGGAUACAGUAUUGACUAUAUAGAUAGAUUAUAAUAAUAAUAAUGGUAUUAAUGCUAUCAUUUGCAACGUUUAAAUAGACUGAUGUUCUCGAUCGAGUCUAACUUAAUAUUUGUCUCUCCUCACAUGACUGACAUAAAAAGGAGCACAAUGGUACGGCACUGGCCAUACAGGUAGUAAGUAACCAGUGAUUCGAGGUAGCAUCAUACAUGUUCUCCCAAGAUAUUCCCAAGAGCGGCUGUAGAGACUUUACUAGGAUAUUAUAUCGAACAUAAACUAGACUCCUAUAAAUAUGUGACAAAGUAAAAUAGGAGUGCUUAGAGCUGCUCCGAGUGUUUGCCUCGGUUUUUCUUGCUUCACGCACUUUUCGACACACCAGAAGACGCCAUAUAGGUGUAUCAGUUUGAGCGAUACGUAUGGUGCAACGGUAAUAGCCGGACAUAUAGCAUAUACAUUAUGAACUUGGAUGUCUGUGCUCGUAGAGAAAGUGCCUACACGCGUGUCUUUGUUGAAAAAUCAGUAAUAAUCAGAUUAUGCCAACGACGAAGUCUGUUUUUCUUUUGAUAAAUGGUUUUUUUAAUUGAAUCAAAUCGUAUAUAGCGGCAGUGAUCCGAAUCAGACGUGAGCAUGCUUUUCAAUCUGAGUUAAGAUUGCAUACCUAAUAGUAGUUACGGAUUGAGAAUGGAGAAAUAUUGAUUAUUCAAGCAGCUGUUUGAGACUGCAUAAAGGACAAUAUAUUUUGCUGUACAUAUAUCGCGGAAUUAAUAGAAAUAUUGGCUAUAUUUUUCAACAUAUCUUUGUUGAUAUUUGUACUCUCGGCUUUUUUGCGGCAACGGUUGAUAAAAAUGAACACCGGACAACCGAAAGCACUAGUUAGAAACAAAAGUAAAGGUUAUUUGCUACCCAUAGUUUUUGUGUGCUUGACAAGCUCUCAGCUAAUCAUCGGUAUGGAUAGCCGAGGUGGGACCAUGAUAUUAUGAUUGGAUAAGUCACCCGUUUACAAGCAGAAUCGUGUUUAUAAUACCUUUAGACAGCACAGGCUUAGAUUUUUCACACUUAUAUGUAUAUCUGUAGUGAGUUGGAGAAAAAAAGGCCCAACGACGUUUGUCGGAAUUAUUCGCGCUAUUUGCGGGAGCUUACUUCACUCGUAACCGUCUAACCUAGGUCUGGUCGAAAGACGCAAAGAGGCGUAUUGACAAAAUAGUCAAAAAAGUUCUGUGAUCCGGGAGUUUAGCCGAGAUAACCCUAGAUUUCUCCCGGGUGAAAUUAAAACAACCAAAAGGGUCAAAAAUAUUGCGAGUUGGACUCUAACACGAUAUCGUGUUAUAGUUACUCGCCAACACUGUUCAGGUGCAGUAAAGAACAGGAGCUUUGAAAAACUAAAGGCACCGGUGGUAUUAAAGUUUGCAGCAGUGAAACGGUCUGCAACCUUCAGAACACAAAAGUAGGCCACCAGAGCCAUACGCAUAACAAGAUUCCUAAUUAGCUAAAUCGUUUUAUUUGGUAGGCAGAACUAUACACGCUACUGAGCUAUAACAUAGUGCGAUAUUUGUGCCUCUUACUUACAAUGUCAUGCUCAACUAAAAUGACUUUCGAUGCUCGGAGGGUCUGCUAGUCAUUGCAGCUAUGUGAAGUGCCAAAAACAUUUGUGUAUAGCAUAUUCUUUUAAACAAUGACAGUAGAGUGUCUCACACGGAUUAUGCCAAGUUUUUCCAAAAGCCCAUAAUUUUCAAAUUAAUCCGUUAUGACCUACUAAGCGAUCCUGACAAACAACAAGGCCGCGUCAUACCUUGCAUAGACUUAAGAAUGUUCUAUCAGCAGUAAUAGUCUCGUCACCUGAUCAGACUCGUACCGUAAUAUUAUGUUAUACAUAUAUGUCGAUGGCAGAUUACCGGUACCAGCCCCAUAAUCAGACGGUUUAAUGAAAUGAUUAGCUUGUUAACGUAUCGUGACAUAUCCGAAGGCCAUUCAAAUGCAUUAAUAUGUGCUCACAUGUAUUCGUGUCGUACGCAUACAUAUACGUGUAUAGAUACCAUAUAUAUUUUGUUAUAGGCUUGUCAUGUCUUCUUGACAAGCGCCACCUCCUCUAGAACCGAACACCUGGUAACAUGCAUUGAUCAGCUGAUGACUAUCUGUCAUGUCUGUCACGUGUCUGUCAACGUGACAACAAAUCAGAACAAUAGUGCGUCUGCUUUACUUCAAGAUCUUCUUGUUAUUGCCAGUUUUCACGAAUGUAUGUCAAUAUGAAACUUUCGGUUUAAGUUCAGGUUGGCCAUAUGGCCUGCCCGGUCAUGUGUAGAAACUGCAGGAUACUGCUGCAAACAAGAGUGAGCAAACGCUGUCACACAACGAACAAUUUCUAGCAUUCGUCAACAACUGUCUGUUAAAAUUUGUACGCGAAGAAAAUUGUCAAGUUUCUAUGAACGAUAAUGUUUAUGAGGAUAGGACGCUGUAUGUUUGGGCCGAGUGCGCUCUAUAAUCCAAGCGGAGACAAAUGAUUCUUACGACAAUUUGUUAACGAUUCAAAAAGGCAAACUACUUCGGUAUCACAGUACGAUAUGACGAACGUAUGCAAGGCCUGAUUGCGUAACCGCCGCAUCUAUUGUUCCGUAACAUUUUCCCUUGACAAUUAUCGUACGGGCAACUGGACUACCAUUGAGAUGAACAUCGCUUGAAGUUUUUGCACUAGUAGAGGUUGCAGUAUCGCGUCAUUUCGGACAUCCAUAAUGGCUAGGAGUAAUUCUCUCCAUGGGACCUGUUGGAGCGCCAAACAUUAUGUGACAAAGAGAUAAAGCUUAGAUUGACGCAAGAUUUGACCAGUUUCGUUGUCACUAACGUCGUCAUUGAUAUCAUCUGGCGACAAAAAACCUAAAAAAACCGAAACACAAUUAUAAAAGGUAAAGUAGCUAGGUCUCUCUGAUCGUAGUCAGUCAUUCGACGAUAAAGAGGAAACAAGCUAAGACUAAAGGGCGCGCUGGAAGUCCACUGUGCCUCAACCGAUUUCUCUCGUCGGCCAAAGAAACUGGCCCGAAAAAACAGACUCCCUACUUACAAACAGAUUACAGCAAGUGUUAAAAAACUACGCCAGGGCGAUAAACACACUUACUAAAAUAAAUACGCGCGAAUUAGCUUUUAUGCACGGCGUGCAGGUUAAUAGCAAUAUUUCACUAUGAUGAAACAGGAACGGGGGAGGAAAUGAACCUCGAACAGCAUGCUAUUGAGGUAUUUUGUAUUGCGAAAUAAAGUUGUUGCCCAUUCAAUGUUAAAUGCAUUUCCCCUGCUGGUCAGUCUAAUCGUUUCCAGCAUUAUUGAUUAAGGGACAAUUAGGCGGUAAAUUAUCUUGGCAGUUAUACUAGAGCGCAUUUUCAAAGUCGCAACUUAAAUUGACGUUUUGUUUAAACACUUCAAUUACCGUAAAUGGUCAAUCAACUACAAUAACCCAACGUUCAAGAAAAAAUAAGAAAAAAAAAACACACAAUAUAAGAUACCUAUAGUUUCUAGCAUAGGACAAAUUUCUAGAUAUCAAAAAUAGAAUGAAUAUUUUUUGCGCUAAUAAUAAAAUAUAAUUAACAACUAAAAUUAUUUAGAAAGAUCGUUACAGGUAUAUUGAUUCAGCUGCAAUACACUAUUGUAGAUCUUUUGGCUCCUAUUAAACAAAGUACACCACCCAGUGUACUUUGUUGUAAAUUUAAGCCAGCGAGAAGCGCAUGCCACACCCGUACUUUCUAAGGUACGUCUAACGAAUACCAACAUCGAAAAAUUUUGGGGGAUUUUUCAAGUUCUGUUAUGCUAUCGUUGUCCAUAUUUGCGAUGCUUAAAUUUUUCAUAUUAACAGGCUAAAUCAUUUGAGCGAUGGUUGUGUCCUGUCAUUCGUACUGCGUUUGCCGAUCGGCCAAAACAACAUGACUCCUCUAUGUAGAUGUAUGUAUUCAUAUAAUAGAUCAAGCGAAGUAGCCACUGCAUUGUUUUCCAACGUGCGACUCUCUGCGUAGAGAAACGUAUUUGCCCAUUGUCGAAGGUGAGCUUCGUCACUUCGCAGCUGCGUCAAGCGUCAAGUAGACGGCCCGUGUAUAUUUAUAGUUCACAGUGAAUUCAAGUGUUGCCAUCGAACGAGUAGCAUUGCAAUAAAUCGUCUCUAAUUAUCUCGUAGCAACAGCGUCCGUUCGAGCCGUAGAAGCAGUACAAAAAACGCUUCGCUUUCACGUAAAAUCAUUACCCUUGGGGUUAUUCAUAAUAUCGACGUUCUUUGACAAAUGCGUGCCACGAAUUCACGAAUCAGUUGGGUUUCUCGAACAACUACAGAAUGUAGUCAGCGUAGGAUCGACACAAUGCAGUAUUAAAUAUUAGUAAACGUUGCAGUUAGAUUUAUACAUUUAGGAUCUCACUUAAGUAUAAUAUCAGCAAUGUGGACCGGAAGCACUAGAUUUUGUCUUAAACAGUGCUACGAACUCCUUUCGCUACCGUACGCAGAGUUUUCGAAGAAGGUUUGCGAGAUACGUAUUUUUCAGCGGCACGAUCCACACCCUCAAAUAACUAACGGUGUAAUUACUUCAUUCAAUUAUUGCUUCGGUGAGCGACUGCUCCCGGGGUGGCAUAACCCUUCCUUCUUUUCAUGGGUGUACCUAAAAAGUAAGGCGUGCUAGGACAGUCAUUCGAAGGAUAUAAUGGAUAAGGAAACUUGAGAAAAAUACCUGUUCCGCCAUUUCAAAGAUAGAGCUGCAUGUAUGCGAAAGAGCCGCAAAAACCCGAACGAAGCAAAUAGCUGCCGUGAGCGAAGCCACGGGAGCCCCUUUCAUUUAUGCUGUAUUUUAGUAAUAAAGUUUGUAACUGAAGAGGAUUUGUUUAGAGCACUUGCAUUCAAGCUGUUAUUGUGAAGGAUUAUGAGUGUCCUUGUAAAAGAGACAACAGCCAGUUAUAGCAAGUGUCACAUUUUUGCGUGGAUUCAAUUAAUCUGUAAAAUUGUUCUACGGAGCGUCAAAAUGUCUUUCUCCUCGUGCCUCGCUAAAUUAGCGCUUGGCGGCAGCCACGGUCAGCUAAAAGUCAACCAGGGGCCGAUAAGCUGAUGACAUCAAAGUUUCAUCAGCGCAAGGAACCGGCCAUGAUGGGAAAGCGUUCAAAAGAUAGCCGUAUUCGUGUUUAUCUUGAUACGAGAGCGAGCCAGUGAGCGGUCGAGUUACGAAUUUAUCUGUGUGGUACGUAAAAGUGCGCGGGAUCCAUUUUGCGACACCAACACCAUUUCGAUAGGCGUUGUUCCUUUCUGUGAAAAUUGCGUACACAUCGUCACUAAUAAUUGACCUUUCUGCAACGUUUAUAUUGUAAUAGAAUCUCCUCGUACGUACAUUGAUAAUUUUUGAAGGAAAAAUGUUUACAAAUCGGUUGCUACAAGCGGUAGCCAGCCAGCCAGGCGUCUGGUUCCUGUAGAUGAAUUUCGCGAAUGGCUCUUGCGACCAUCGACGAACAAUAUUAACAAAAGCCAGCUAUUGAAUAAACAAUUUCUUACGAACAUAUCUGUCACAGAUCACAGAUUGGGUUUUUAUUGUGGAUAUAUUCUUCAUUAUUGAUAAACUUUGUGUACCUGUUCUCAUCAUAUCUAUUUUUCUGCCAUAGGUACGGCUUCUUCUUGACCCUCGUCAUAUUGGCCCUACCCGAUGGGUGUCUGGCUUGCAUUGUAAAAAUGAGAUACUUCAUACCGAAUAUAAAAGGACUACCAUAUAUGAUAUGGAGACAUAGUUUCAUUUGUACGAAUCGAUGACUUUACGCUUAGCUUGGAAGUUUGAGAUACCGCGUGUUGCGGUUUUGCUUUAUGCUCUAAUAAUUGGCUGUCUCUUGAAAAUAUUGAAUACCUAGCAUCAAUUAAAUGCGGACGAAAAAAGACGGGCAAUAAAAAUAUCUUCGUGAACAACUAUAAUGAUGCCUAAUCUUCUAUAAUAAAACACAUCAUAUGCUGACCAAACGACAUUAGCUGGCUAUGUCUGAAAAGACGCAAUGUCGAACUAUCACCAAUAUCAUCUAUAUCAGUACGAUAGAAUAUCGUCGACAAUCAGAGUUGAUGGAGUCUGCACGGAUCGGGAACUUGUGUGAACGCGUUACGCCACAAGUGCACCGCAAUACGCCGCUGACAGGAUCCUCUUCGUAUGGGUGGUAACUCUUUGGCUGUUUAUAUCCAUUAGAAGCGAAGUGACUGGAGGUCAAACAAGCCGAUUUACGACUGCCACUGCAUGGAGUAGCUUUCAGCAGAUUGAACCCUCACGAACAGCUGGCUGUGUGUAAGGAUGAAAUAAGAGAAGCGAUAAUCCUACGUGGUUUAGACGUCGUGUCUCUUGCUUGCAAGGCAAGCAUUAUCUGUAAUACGUUAAAAACUGUCUGUUUAUGUAGGUUUAGAAAAGGAGACGAAACACAGAGACUGCAAUGAGAAAUCUGCGUAUAGACAGCCUUGUGUUGUAGUAAAAUAUGAAGGAUACGCUUAUAUGAAUUUCUUCCGCGACUACGUCUCCUACAAGAUACUACUCUGCAUUUAUUGGCAAACCAUUGGGAAAAAAAUUAGCUAUAAAAAGGAACCGCGGACCAUUCAUCAUUUAUGAAUAUCUUUAGCAUUCCGAUUAAUUCGGGAGAGGACAGAGCGUUGGGAGUAAGAGGUUCCUGAGGGAAACACGUGGCAUCAGAUGUAGAGGAUCCGAUAGUUGCUAGAUGCACAUCGUGAUAGCCAGAUACUCAUCCUAUCAAUGAAGAACUUCUUUAAUAUAGCGUCUCAAAGCUCAUUCCUCGACAGUGAUCGAACGUCGGUCCAGAGACAGGAAUGAAAAGUCAAUUCGAAAAUGACGCCUAGCCAUGUCCUGUUGUGCGUGUUUGUCGCUGGCUCACUAAAGGCAAUUGCUAGCCAGCGUACCUGCCCAUUCCAGCCCCCAUGGAAAUUGAACGCUUCAAAUAGUCCGUCUUUAGAAGAUUGGGAUGUUGACGAUAUGGCCCCAAUCCUUGGACGAAGGGAGUGUUCCGUACGAAACCAUUACUUCUACAGGGAUCCUGAGCAGUUUCACCUUCACACGGCAGCGGAAUGCUUUUAUUACACAGGAGCAAAUUACCUAAACAGAAAACCCUGCCUUGCGUUACCUUUCAUAUGUUUCAACGGCAAUGCACGUUCUUUUAGCGAAGGCGACUGCCAUCUACCUGAUACUGUACAUCGCAAAGGCGGACUCGCAAAAGCGCUGGAGGGAGUCCCCGGGGCAGAGUUUCGAUGGCUUACUUGUGUAAAGGCUGCAGUUGAGUGCUGCCAACGUAUACACCAUUACACAUACCCUCCCGACACUGGCCACUGUAGGGCAACCUGGGAUGCUCUCACAUGCUUCGACGAUGCCACCCCUGGAUCGAUUGUGGACAACGAGUGCCCUAAAUUUCUCUACGAGAAACCACCUAAGUGUGUACAUACUUCACAAAGGCUUUGCUUACUCGACGGCACAUGGAGACGCAAACCUAAUAAGACCGAUGAAUACACAGACUAUUCCGGCUGUACUCUCAAAGAGCGGGAGGAGGAAAUCGCUUCGGUAUACUACUUCGCUAUUACGUUAUACACCUUCAGCGUACUGUUCUGUCUACCUGCGGUGACCAUCUUUAGCUCCUUUAGGGCAUUGCGUUGUCAACGAAUCUCGAUGCAUAAACAACUUGUUUUAUCAGUGAUGCUAUCGUCGUUGUUCCAGUUAAUUGAGCACAGCGUCCUCACCUUACCUAGCGUUAGCCGACAGGCUUCAGUCAGCACGGCUGUCUUAAGUCGAAUAGUCCAAAAUACGUGGUGGUGCAAAGCGCUUCAGGUUCUGCAAAAAUAUUUCUGGGCAUCGCAGUUCGCGUGGAUGCUUUGCGAGGGGAUCUACCUGCAUACGCUAGUGUCACAGGCCUUCAUCGAUUAUCGAUCGUUAACAUCGUACUACGCCUUUGGAUGGGGAAUUCCAGCUGUUUGCGUUAUAAUUUAUGCUGUUCUGUCGGCAUGUUUCACCAAUGGAGACUGCUGGCGUUCGAUAACUCUAUACGAUUAUAUUGUGACAAUUCCAGCUACUUUGUGCUUACUGUUGAACGUAGUUCUCAUGGUACGUGUAAUGGUCAUUCUGGUGGCCAAGCUUCGAGGACCGGACAGUUCUGGCGACGAGGCGACAGAAAAUAAUCUCAAGCGAGUGUUCCGUGCCGUUCUAUUGCUUACACCCUUGUUCGGUGUUCAUUACGUGGUAUCGAUGUUUGCCUCCGGAGCCGCGUGUGCGAACGCCCUGUUGACAUCGUACAUCGCCUGGUGUUGUAUCAGCUCUCAAGGCAUCUUCGUUUCACUGGUUCUGUGCUAUUGCAAUGGGGAGGUGCAAUUUCAGCUUAAGAGAACCUACGCCAGGUUAAUUGAUAGCCGUCGUUUUGAGCUGGUCGCAUCAGUACCGCAUAAGAGAUAUCAGCAUGCGGAUGCCCGCAUGUCAAUGCUUACGGUUCACAGCGAUGCCUCUUCCGGACUUUUUCAUCGGCCCUCAUUAGUCUGAUAGCCGGUUUACGUCGACGGUCUAAAAGGAGCGAAGCUCAAAUGGAGACUCACAUUGCGACGCUUGUAAUGAAUCGGCGUCAUUAUUACCCGUAGUUUUCUUUCAUUUUUUAGUGAUUGAAUUGCUUUAUGAUUUGCAAUAGAACCUAUAGAUAAAAACUGUGUAUGUAGAUUUAGUAAAGGAUUAAGCACGUAUUCAUCGAGACACAGACCUGCUUGGCGCCUUAAAAUCGGGGCAAAUCUGCGCAAACUAACCGGUUACAAUUCGCCAAGUAUCAGCGUAUAAAUUAUACCUAGCUGAUAUAUUUGCGCUGUUCUGAAGUACGACGUGGGUUGUAGAUGAACUUUUGUCUGAGACCUUUUGUACUUUUUAUGUGUUAUUGACGUUCAGGAUCACAACAGAAACUGAUUUUGUGGAGACAGCCUGCUCAAAUACGCAGUGACACGCCGUGCGUGAUCAGCGUUAGUUAUGUCAUUUUCGUACAUCGUUCCAAAUAAGCUCAUGUCGUUCUGUCUACUGCGCAUCUGUCUAUCAAUCGCCACUUAUGUACAUAUUUAUAGUAGAAGGUACACUGUCUCAAAAGCAAGAAUCAUUUAUGUACAUGUAUACAACUAAGAGACUAGACAAUUGUAAAAAAAAAAACAAGGAUAUAAUCAUGCAAACGAUCUAAGGUACUGUAUAUAAACAUAAAGAAAAAUGAAAAUUGAUCGAAUCUUUCAUUUCCGCAAUAUCAUUAUUACGAUAGUCAUGAUAG